AACUAUCCUAUGGUUUUAGAACGAAUUAUACCAAAAUAUAUCUAAAUAUUCUGUGCUGUCUCCCAGCUUGGAUCAAAACGGACGCGACGGUCGCUUGAGUCGAAGAGCUGGACACACAUACACGCAGAUACACACUUACUCACACACCUCUCUUGCUCCGGCCAAAAACUAGAAAAAAGACAACAGCUAAAAGUGGUAGUAACAGGCGAAGAAGAAGCAGUAGCAGCAGCAGUGGAGGCAAAAAGUGACUUGUUUUUUGUUUGCUUGUAUACGCCGACGUCGGCGCUAACGCUCCGAUCCAUACCCGCUCUGACUCCCCUUCGUCCGUAUGUCGGUAUUAAGAUCGCGGUCUAAGCAAGUGUACUAGUCUCUAAUCAAAGCAACUAGACGCCAAGGCAGUGCAGGCAUUGGGUGCUAACAAUACAAGAUAUCAUAUAAACAUCAACACAACUACACACACAGGUGUGAGCGUGUAGGCGAGAAAAGAAAGUGCAAUAAAAACCAAAAAUUGUAAAAAAGCCAAAAGUGCAAUAUGUAUACAAAGUGUUGAAAAGAGACAAGCAAAAAAAAAACAGUUAAAUCGCCGCGCAUCGAGUGAUAGAGAACGAGCUGUCACAGAAGGAGGAGAGCAGAACAAGAAAUCAUUUACACACCAACCUGUUGCGUCAAGGAAUCCGAUUGAGUAGAGAUUCUGUUGCCACAGGCACAGCUAAUGGCCGAGAGGCAGCCGUGAGAUGCAGUCCCGCUAAGCCAGCACAGUAAGAGAAUGCUUGAAGUCCGCUAGAAGCACGGAACCGCCCGGAACCCCAAACACCAAAGCACUGAACGCUGGAAUGUGGCAUAAUCAUUAUUAUCAUCAGCAGCCGCAGCAGCAGCAGCAGCAUCAAUAGCCAGAUCGAUCUCCUCAAAGAUAAUUAAACCAUCAUUAGCAUCAACAGCUCCAGCACCAACUUUAGCUCCAGCGAGAGAGAAACAUAAGAUGCAGGUGCCCGAGCACGUUGUCUCCCUGUACAUCGCCACCUGUGGCCAGAAUGGACCCGGACUUGGAUCUGACGAGAAGGAGAUCAUACUGCUCGUCUUCGUUCUGCUGGAGGUCGCCACGGGUCAGAUCAUCGGCACCAAACAAAUACUCGUCCGGCCCGAUGGCUACUUCAUCAAAGACCGCACCACCUCGACCUCCUCGGACCCCUCGAACGUCACCAGCAGCAACACGGCCUGCUCCCCGCCUCUGGCGGGCAUUGGCAUCGGAGCCAUCGAUGGCAAUGUCAAUGCGAAUAGCAGCGCCUCGAGCAGCAUCGGCAGCGGAACGGGGAAUGGAAGCAGCUCAGCGAACGGCGUUCUCGAGAACAGCAGCGAGCUGAUUCUGCCGAUAGCCGAGGCCCAGGCAGCGGGAAAACCGCUCAACGAAGCCAUCGAGGAGUUCGAUGACUACCUUCGGUCUCUAUCGCUGCACGACACAGACAUCCAGAUGAUCACGGAUGGUCAGCUGCCCCUGAGGCAGUGCCUGCACCGCGAGGCCUGCGCCAAGGAUGUGGAGCUGCCUGCCUACUACAAUCGGUUCAGCGACCUGCGCAAAGAGUUCCUGCGCUACAAGUCCGGAGAUCUGUCGCGGGCCCUGGUCCCCAUCAAGGACAUAAAGAAGAUGCUGCAAUCGCCCACACUGCCCGUGCCCCAGUCCAUCGGAGAGAUGCUGAAUGAGCUCAAUACGACGUCGGUGGAGGACAACGGCUUCUACAUACGCGAAUCUCGCGACAUGGUCACUGUGAUUCAGACCCUCCUCCAGGCAGGUCACAAAUUCGCCUCAAACGAGUUGGUCACCCUGAACCUGGAACCUGGAAUUUGCUCAAUCGACGACGAGGUCGACGGCAACUGCAUCGUGCGCGCCCGCGGACUGCCCUGGCAGAGCAGCGACCAGGACAUUGCCAAGUUCUUCCGUGGUCUCAACGUAGCCAAGGGCGGUGUCGCUCUUUGUUUGUCCCCACUGGGCAGGCGUAACGGCGAGGCUCUAAUCCGCUUCGUCUCCCAGGAGCACCGAGACAUGGCGCUGAAGCGGCAUAAGCACCACAUCGGGGCCAGGUACAUCGAGGUGUACCGCGCCUCGGGCGAGGACUUUCUCGCCAUUGCCGGAGGCGCCUCCAAUGAGGCGCAGGCCUUUCUAUCCAAGGGGGCCCAGGUGAUCAUUCGAAUGCGGGGACUGCCCUACGACUGCACGGCCAAGCAAGUGCUCGAAUUCUUUACCACGGGCGAGGCGCCCUGUCACGUGCUGGAUGCGAGCGAGGGCGUUCUUUUCGUGAAGAAGCCGGAUGGGAGGGCCACUGGAGACGCCUUCGUGCUGUUCGCCAACGAGGGGGAUGCCCCGAAAGCGCUGGGGCGACACCGCGAGUCCAUUGGGCAGCGAUACAUCGAGCUCUUUCGCUCGACCACCGCCGAGGUGCAGCAGGUCCUAAACCGCUCCAUGGACCCCAAGACCUUUGAGACAAGCAGCCACAGCCAGCCGCCGCUAAUCGCCCAGCUGCCCACUAUGCAGCUGCCCCUGCUGCCCCAGGUGGGUGUCGUCACCCAUGGCAAUGGCCGCGUCCCAGUUCCAGUCCCAGCUAACCUGUGCCCACAUCCCCAUCCCCCACAGCACCUUAUCACUUCGGGAACGACAAAGAACUGCAUCAGGCUGCGCGGACUGCCCUACGAGGCCAUGGUGGAGCACAUUCUCCACUUCCUGGACGACUUUGCCAAGCACAUCAUUUACCAGGGCGUGCAUAUGGUGAUUAAUGCGCAGGGCCAGCCCAGCGGCGAGGCCUUCAUUCAGAUGGACUCGGAGGACUCCGCGCGGCUCUGCGCCCAGCGCAAGCACAACCAGUUCAUGGUCUUCGGAAAGAAGUUCCGCUACAUCGAGGUGUUCCAGUGCUCCGGCGACGACAUGAACAUGGUCCUCAACGGCGGACUGGCCUCGCCCGUCGCCCAGGCACCGGCCCACCACGGCCACGCCCACAAGCAGCCCUCGCUGCUAUCCACGGGUGCCACUGUACUGGGUGCCCACUUCGGACCACCCUUCCAGGCCUACAGGGCAGCACCGCCGCCGUCUCACACGCCGCUCCUGGCCACGCCCCGAAACCACCACGCCCACCACCAUCACCAUCAUGCGUCCACCUUCUAUCCGCCACCGCUCGUCUACUGGCCCUACCCGAGCCCGCCCGUCUCGCCCACCACCUACUACAGCCAACCGGCAGCGCACUCGCCCUCGCAGCCUCUGUACCCGCUCGACUUCUUCCCCCCAUCACCGCUCUCACCGCCUAGCGUGGCCAUUCCGCAUACCAGCGCCGGCCUGAUACUCACGACAACCAAGGCCGCCGUGUCCUUUGUGCCACCAAAACAGUUCUCUCCAACGACCACGGCCAGUGGCAGAAAGCUGUCCAUUCCGAUGCUAGGCUAUGCUAGUCCGAGUACCAGCCAGCUCGGAGCUUCACCAGAGACUACCUUGAACGGAACCGGAGCGAUGUCCUCUCCUACGGCCUCACCAACGGCUUCCGCUACUGGAUCUACAUUGACGUCGUCGUCGACGCUGCUUAGCAUUGACAUAAAUCAUGCCACGUCGACGUCCACGUCUAUUCCCACACCAUCGCCAGCGCCCAUGCUGAAGACCAGCAGCCAGGGGGCGACGGGAGCUGCUUCCACGGCUCUAGUGAGCAACUCCUGCGUAGAGCUUUUCAUAUCAUAGGCUCUCUAUGGCUUACGUCCACACGUUUUUAGCAAAGCUUUUGUCUUGCCAUUCGAAGAAACAUGUCUGUAGUCUAGUUUAGAACCAAAUCCGCGUUAGCCGAGUCGAAUGGCGAAAGUGGUGAAAGCGGCGAGAGAACGCCGGAACUCCCGAAGUUCGAAAGUCGGACUUUACUGCCCGGAAGGAACAACGAUGGAAGGAAUCUCGCCGCCGUCUCCUGAAUUUCUAAAUACUAUGUUAUAUUACCUUAUCCGCUAGUGCUAAGUAGGUAGAACGCCCAGUGCAAUUAGUGCAAUUCAAGAUUUUAUUUAUUCAAGCUGCUGCCCUAUAUCCAAAUAUACAAUUAUUAGCCAAUUAGAAAAAGACGAAACCAGAAGAGCAGAAGCAGAUAGCAAAAAGCAGAUCGAAAAGCAAAUACGACAAAUUUAUCCCUAGUCAAUAGUCAAAUUAUUUAUACAAUUAUCUAUUUUUAGCUACAUGUUAAUGUUAUUGAAAUUUUGACACGAGUACACCUGCAAAAGUCCGUCGAGCUCAGAUGCUGAAGCGAUUUUCCAUGUUGAGUCCUUACGCUAGAACAUAUUGUUAUUCUUCUGUUAUUCUAGACGGAAUACCGAAUCCAGAACGUAACCGAAGCGACCGUUUCAGAUCUGAUUUGUUUGUUACACCAUUCUCAAUGAAAAGAUAUUAUCAAUUGUUUAUAAAAAUAUACAGAUAAAUAACUACGAGCAUAAAUAUAUGUAACAUAUCUCCCAA
Drosophila persimilis is the source of this 4465-nucleotide messenger RNA. RefSeq names its product RNA-binding protein fusilli (gene fus). Gene Ontology annotation, biological process: regulation of RNA splicing. The record is from RefSeq and is a predicted model, not a curated record. The transcript has 12 exons. Gene Ontology annotation, cellular component: ribonucleoprotein complex; nucleoplasm. The coding region runs from base 980 to 3712 and encodes 910 amino acids. Gene Ontology annotation, molecular function: mRNA binding. Lineage: Eukaryota; Metazoa; Arthropoda; Insecta; Diptera; Drosophilidae.